Coregonus clupeaformis (lake whitefish) is the source of this 1942-nucleotide messenger RNA. RefSeq lists its product as uncharacterized. NCBI's taxonomy places the organism in Eukaryota, Metazoa, Chordata, Actinopteri, Salmoniformes, Salmonidae. Bases 325 to 1254 code for a protein of 309 amino acids. The record is from RefSeq and is a predicted model, not a curated record. The transcript has 11 exons.
AGUAAUAUACACGACUAGGCAGGGACUCUUCCGGAGAAGGGGAAUCUAAGGGCUACAUUGUAACAAUUAAACAAUGUGUGUAGCUUGUGAUAUAGGAUACAUUGUAACAGUUAUAUAUAAAAAAAAAAGAGUUGACAAAUUCUUAGCCACACGAUAGUGCAAUGUCAUUAUCAAGAAGUGAUCUAGUAGCAAGCUGACUCACUUCCACUUCAUAGGCUACGAAAAGGGGGUUUUCUCAGAAAGAUAAGCACGCAAUAUAGGCUAGGCUACUGCAAUAGCAGCGGUAAACAUAUUUGACGAAUUAUCAAUGAGACUUCAAAUAAUAUGUCGACUACACUUCUGACUGUCUUUCUGGCGGGAGCAAUACUCUACGCAGUUUCAGCUCAACAGCUCAACAGAAAAGUGGGAGUGGAUCUUGUGUUGAUGCCGGACAAGUCCACUAUACCUGACUCCAUCAUAAGCAUCCUAUGGAAGCAUGAGAAGAACAAGUUGGCAGAGUGGGACAAGGAUUUUGGUCUGGACAUCUAUGCUGCCUUCAAAAACCGCACAACCCUGGACCUGACUACUGGAGAGCUGAGAAUCAGUGGCUUGACGAAAACAGACAGUGGAGUUUAUUCUGUGGAGUUCAACAGCAAACUGCUUGACAAUACAUAUACACUAUCUGUUAUCAAGGCAGUCCCCAAACCCACAAUCACUUCCUCCUGUAACUCAGACAAAACCUCCUGCACUCUGACCUGUGAAGGCGACACCACUGAUGCUGAACCCGUCACCUACAGCUGGAAAGCGGGAGAGGGGGCGUGGGAGGUCUCAGGACAACAGAAGAUUGUCUCUAGGAAUGACAGCACUAAAAUCAUCUACACGUGUCAGCUCAAGAACCCUGUGAGCGAGGCCAGUGAAGACUUUGAUAAAGACCUUUUUGGGACAGGUGGCUGGUUGACCAAGGCCAGGUUAUUUGGUAUUUCUCUCUUUGUUCUGGCUGUUGCCGUUGUUCUAUUGUUCAUUUUUGGUCAUAAAGCUAAAACAGGAGUUUGGUUCUAUGAGAAAGAAACAAUGCCAUGGAAUGGAGAAUUUUGGAAAAAACAGAGAGAAGUGGGAACUACCACUGACGCAUCAACUGGAGUUUCUGCAUCCACAGGUGUCUCCUACUCCGUUGUUAACACACCCGCAGCUGAAGAGGGGCGGGGGAAGGAUGAGGAAGACCUGGCGAGGAAAAAUGAUCAUAAAGAUGAUUCAGUAAUGAAUUCAGUAUUGUAGGACGCUGUGGACCUGUGGGCCAGAGUAUCACUGUGGAUCAAGAGAAACGAAUCUAGACAACGAGCACUGGAUGAAAAAGGGAAUGCUCUACCACUUUAUUGUACCCAUUAAAACAAUGUUACAUCCCGAUCUGAGAAAUAGAGGUCAAUUUGAGUUACAGAUGUAGGAUCUUAAUUUGAGCUAGUUUGUUACUGCAGGAAAAUAGUCCUGCAGCAACAGGAAAUGUAAAUUAUGUGGAUUAUAAUACAUUUUUAAUUUAUAAUACAUUUUGUAGGGGUUGCUACAUUUUUCGGACAGGAAAAUCAAGUCAGAAAUUUCAAAGUGGAAAUUACAAACUUCAGAAGCCUCUUUAAGCCCUGAGUACACUACAGGUUGUACAUGCAUUGCAGGAAAGUUCUCAGGAUGAUCAAAUUAAGAUCCUACAUCUGCAAGCUUACAAAACAAUUUGCAAACUCAAUUACAAGUUGCAAAGUAAAUUGAUAAGCCUUACAAAUUCUUAGGAUCAUAGACAAACCUAUGACACCAAUGACUACUACAUUGAGUAUGUUUACAUGCACACUAAUUAUUCAAUAUUAAGCUAAUUAGGGUAAUACUCUGAGUUUGGCAAUAGUCAUGUCCUCUGUAGCUCAGCUGGUAGAGCACGGCGCUUGUAACGCCAAGGUAGUGGGUUCGAUCCCCGGGACCACCC